AUGUCUCUCUCAGCAACCAGGCUUAGGCCCAGCCCAAACCUGACAGCUAUGUGCCACCUCCGCCGCAAUAAGGAAUCAGGUCGCGGUCAUAAUCCUUCCAAUAUUUCGCGCUUCGCCUUCACAUCGUUCAUAUCGAUUAUGGGAAAUUAUGUUAUUACUGACUUGCUUAGAUUUCUUAACGCAUUAGCUGCAGCAAUUCUUGCCAAAAUACGGGGUUCCAUAACGGCCAGUGGUUCUUCUGUUAUCUCCAAUGGAGAGAGCAAUGGCAACGUAAAACCACUACCUAAUCUGCAAAGAACUUACCAAGUGGUAGUGGCUGCUACUCAAGAUUGGGGCAUUGGUAAGAAUGGGAAGUUACCCUGGAGAUUGCCUACUGAUCUCAAAUUUUUCAAGGAGAUCACAGUGAAAACAUCUGAUCCUGGGAAGAAGAAUGCCAUUGUAAUGGGAAGGAAAACAUGGGAGAGUAUCCCUCUUCAGUACAGGCCUCUUUCUGGUCGCCUUAAUGUUGUUCUUACACGCUCAGGCAGCUUUGAUAUUGCAACUGCGGAGAAUGUUGUUAUAUGUGGAAGUAUGUCUUCUGCAUUGGAACUAUUAUCUGCUUCUCCUUACUCACUUUCAAUUGAGAAAGUAUUUGUUAUUGGAGGUGGUCAGAUAUUUAGAGAGGCUCUCAAUGCACCUAAAUGUGAAGCUAUCCACUUAACAGAAAUUCAGUCAAACAUUGAGUGUGACACUUUUAUGCCUUCAGUUGAUGUCACUAUAUUCCAGCCAUGGUACUCAUCCUUCCCUAAAGUGGAAAACAACAUCCGCUAUUCUUUCACCACUUAUGUGCGUGUAAGGAGUUCUAAAGUGGAGUCCCCGAGUCAGAAUACUGAUCCAUUUUUUAAUAGUAAUUCUGAUUCCAUAAAAUUUGAGGUGAAGGAUUUUUCUUUUCUUCCUAAAAUGAUUUUUGAGAGACAUGAGGAGAAUAUGUAUCUUAAGCUGGUUCAAGACAUCAUUUCUGAAGGUACAACUAAGGAUGAUAGGACAGGGACUGGUACCUUGUCAAAAUUUGGUAGCCAGAUGAGGUUCAAUCUGCGCAGAAGCUUUCCUCUUCUAACAACUAAGGCAUGUGGUAGAGAUUAUGUUUCUUCGAUUGAUUGUAGAAAGUAUUUUGGCGAGGGGUUGUUGAAGAGCUUCUUUGGUUCAUCAGUGGCUCAACAAAUGCCAAGGUACUACAAGAAAAAGGCAUUCAUAUCUGGGAUGGCAAUGCAUCCAGAGAAUAUCUCGAUGGGCAAGCAUGACUAUACGUUUUAA
Molecule: messenger RNA, 1293 nt
Organism: Sphenostylis stenocarpa
Lineage: Eukaryota; Viridiplantae; Streptophyta; Magnoliopsida; Fabales; Fabaceae
Source: the annotation of a GenBank genome assembly